Erinaceus europaeus (western European hedgehog) is the source of this 662-nucleotide messenger RNA. It is a transcript of the gene CRABP1, whose product is annotated as cellular retinoic acid binding protein 1. Gene Ontology annotation, biological process: fatty acid transport. The transcript has 4 exons. Gene Ontology annotation, molecular function: fatty acid binding. The record is from RefSeq and is a predicted model, not a curated record. The coding region runs from base 89 to 502 and encodes 137 amino acids. Gene Ontology annotation, cellular component: nucleus; cytosol. NCBI's taxonomy places the organism in Eukaryota, Metazoa, Chordata, Mammalia, Eulipotyphla, Erinaceidae.
GGGCGGGGCGGGGCGGGGCGGGGCGGCCGGGUUGCAGCUUUACUCGCGGGGCGCGGGGUGCAGAGCAGAGUCCGCCGCCCGCAGCAAGAUGCCCAACUUCGCCGGUACAUGGAAGAUGCGCAGCAGCGAGAAUUUCGACGAGCUGCUCAAGGCGCUUGGUGUGAACGCCAUGCUGCGCAAGGUGGCGGUGGCCGCAGCGUCCAAGCCUCACGUGGAGAUCCGCCAGGACGGAGACCACUUCUACAUCAAGACGUCCACCAGCGUGCGCACCACCGAGAUCAGCUUCACGGUCGGCGAGGGCUUCGACGAGGAGACGGUGGACGGGCGCAAGUGCAGGAGCCUGGCCACCUGGGAGAGCGAGAACAAGCUACACUGCACACAGACGCUGCUGGAGGGUCAGGGCCCCAAGACCUACUGGACCCGGGAGCUGGCCAACAACGAGCUCAUCCUGACUUUCGGUGCUGACGACGUGGUGUGCACAAGGAUCUACGUGCGGGAGUGAAGGCGUGCGCUGGCCGUGCCUGGAAGAGUGCAUGUCCCCGUGAGCCCCGGCCUUCCCCCUUAGUAGGUGCUGUAGUGCUCCCUGCCCAGGCCCUGCCCCUCCCCGUGCUCCUACUCUGUUGUCUGCACAUCCCCUGUGUCAGUAAACUGUCUGGACACAC